Candidula unifasciata is the source of this 1695-nucleotide messenger RNA. NCBI's taxonomy places the organism in Eukaryota, Metazoa, Mollusca, Gastropoda, Stylommatophora, Geomitridae. The record is from the annotation of a GenBank genome assembly.
AUGCUGCGGACUUUUAUGAUCCGAAAGCCCGACUUUAUUAGCCCACAAAAAUGUAUAGCUCGAACUUUGUCUUCGCUUGAUAUUGCACCGAGAAUAGGGACUCGACAAGACCUGGAUUCUCCUGAAUAUCAGGAGAAGUAUGGGCGGAUGAAAGCUUUGGUGCAAGAACUCAGGGACAGGGUCUCUGUUAUUUUACAAGGUGGUGGUGAGAAAGCUACAGAACGUCACACAUCUAGAGGGAAAAUGUUACCUAGGGACAGAAUAAACACAUUACUAGAUCCACAGUCUCCUUUUCUAGAGUUCAGUCAGCUGGCUGGAUACAACAUGUAUGGGGAGGACUAUGUUCCAGCUGGAGGGAUCAUUACGGGCAUUGGAAGGGUGUCUGGAGUUGAGUGCUUGAUCACAGCCAACGACCCCACAGUUAAAGGAGGUACCUAUUAUCCUAUAACUGUGAAGAAACAUCUGCGAGCCCAGGAAAUAGCAUUGCAGAAUCGACUGCCAUGUAUAUAUUUAGUUGACUCUGGGGGAGCUAACCUGCCAAGACAAGAUGAAGUCUUCCCAGAUCGAGAUCAUUUCGGGCACAUAUUUUAUAACCAAGCCAUAAUGUCAGCUAAACGCAUUCCCCAGGUUGCAGUUGUGUUAGGUAGUUGCACAGCUGGUGGUGCCUACACACCAGCCAUGGCUGAUGAGAGUAUCAUUGUCCGCAAGCAAGGAACCAUCUUUCUGGGUGGUCCACCUCUGGUGAAAGCUGCAACAGGCGAAGAAGUUACUGCUGAAGAUUUGGGUGGUGCAGAUCUGCAUUGUGGAGAAUCUGGUGUAACUGACCACUAUGCCCAGGAUGAAGUCCAUGCCUUGCACAUAGCCAAGAGGGUCAUCAAGAACCUCAACUACAUCAAAGACCCCGGGGUGACAGUAGAGCGGCCAGUCGAGCCUCUGUAUCCAGCCGAAGAGCUGUAUGGUAUUGUGGGUGACAAUCUGAAGAAGACAUUUGAUGUCCGAGAGGUGAUAGCCAGGGUAGUCGAUGGCAGUGUAUUUGAUGAGUUUAAAACAAAGUAUGGAGAAACGUUAAUAACCGGCUUUGCCAGGUUAUGGGGCUACCCUGUGGGUAUCAUUGGGAACAAUGGGGUCCUGUUUUCGGAAUCAGCAUUGAAGGGUACACACUUCAUUGAACUUUGUUGUCAACGGAACAUUCCGCUCAUCUUUCUUCAGAACAUCACAGGCUUCAUGGUCGGGAGAGAAGCUGAGGCUGGUGGUAUUGCCAAACACGGUGCCAAAAUGGUCACAGCCGUGGCCUGCGCCAAGGUGCCUAAAAUUACUGUCAUAAUUGGAGGUUCAUAUGGAGCAGGGAAUUAUGGGAUGUGUGGCAGGUCAUUUUCACCAAAUUUUUUGUACAUGUGGCCGAAUGCUAGAAUAUCAGUCAUGGGCGGGGAACAAGCAGCAAACGUUAUGGCUCAGAUAAGCCGAGAACAAAGGCAGAGGGAAGGAAAACCGUGGACAGAGGAGAUGGAGAACAAGCUGAAAGCUCCAAUACUCGCCAAAUAUGAGCAGGAGGGUUGUCCCUACUAUGCCAGUGCCAGACUGUGGGAUGAUGGUGUCAUUGACCCUGUGGAUACCCGCUCCGUCCUUGGCCUGUCCUUGAGUGCAGCCCUGAACAAGCCUCCAGAGAGGACCAGAUUUGGCGUCUUCCGGAUGUGA